GGGCGUGGUCUGGGGCUGGUGGAGGUGGCCCUGGGCCGGGACAGUGUCGCCAAUGUCCCCAACGGGGCCCUCGGAGUGGCCUUCUACCUGCUGCAGGGGCUGCUGGGCUCGUUCCCGGGACGGGCGGCGUCGGCGGCGCUGUUGGGGACAGCGGUGGCCUCGUUGGUGGCCUCGCUGUGGCUGGCGGGAGUGCUGGCCUUCGGCCUCAGGGACAUCUGUGUCAUCUGUGUCACCACCUACAUCCUCAACGCCCUCCUCUUCCUCCUGGCCUGCCGCCGCUGGAGGGGGCUCCCGCGACCCAAAACCGCCUGA
Messenger RNA from Pterocles gutturalis (yellow-throated sandgrouse), 312 nucleotides. RefSeq names its product vitamin K epoxide reductase complex subunit 1-like protein 1. Gene Ontology annotation, biological process: peptidyl-glutamic acid carboxylation; vitamin K metabolic process. The transcript is spliced from 2 exons. NCBI's taxonomy places the organism in Eukaryota, Metazoa, Chordata, Aves, Pterocliformes, Pteroclidae. The annotation marks the transcript as partial. Gene Ontology annotation, molecular function: vitamin-K-epoxide reductase (warfarin-sensitive) activity. The record is from RefSeq and is a predicted model, not a curated record.